Molecule: messenger RNA, 1206 nt
Organism: Sinocyclocheilus grahami
Lineage: Eukaryota; Metazoa; Chordata; Actinopteri; Cypriniformes; Cyprinidae
Product: gamma-aminobutyric acid receptor subunit alpha-4-like
Exons: 3
Coding region: 44-817 (257 amino acids)
Biological process (GO): monoatomic ion transmembrane transport
Cellular component (GO): membrane
Molecular function (GO): monoatomic ion channel activity; GABA-A receptor activity
Source: RefSeq, a predicted model, not a curated record
AAGACCAUAUAUCUGCCAGCGGGGAAUCACCACAGUUCUCACGAUGACGACCCUCAGCAUCAGUGCUCGGCACUCUCUGCCCAAGGUCUCGUACGCCACUGCCAUGGAUUGGUUCAUUGCUGUGUGUUUCGCUUUCGUUUUCUCUGCUCUCAUCGAGUUUGCGGCUGUGAACUACAUCACCAAUGUUCAGGCAGAGAGAGCCAAGAGAAAACAGGCCAAAGCCGCCACCGCAGCCAAGAGCUCCACGCCGUCAGGCAAAGCCAAAGACACAGAGGAGGUUCUACAGCAAAACUCAGACACUAAUGGCAACCUGCGGAAACGUGGCAAUUCCAAUGUUCAGUCUCAACCAGACUCCAAGAAAACCCAAAGAACCGAAACGUCUGGCAAGAGCGGAGCAUCCACAUCCAAACCAACCUUGACCAGCCAAUCAUCUUCCACCUCAGAGGGUACCACCAGUUUCUCCAGCCAAUCACGUCUCAGCCCCAGUUCUGCCAGCCAAUCAAAUGCAGCCACUUCAUCCUCUGCGUCCAAGAAAACACCGCCGGCCCCGCCCUCUACGCCAACAGUUCCCGAGAAACCAUCGCCCAGUGCAACCGCAGGCUCCGCCCCUCUUCACCAUCUCCUCGGGCCUAAAUUAGAGAAUAUUAAAAAGAAGGAAACCAAGGCUGCACCUCAACCUGCCACUCCUCCAACAGGAGGAGCCAGCAAGAUCGACGAAUACGCACGUAUUUUAUUCCCAGUGUCCUUUGGGGCAUUCAACAUGGUGUACUGGGUGGUUUAUUUGUCCAGAGACACCAUGGAGGCAAAGGUAGGCUAACAAGAACAGGCUUGGAUGUUUGUACCUUUUUUUCUACAACUUAGAUGAAAUAAAGAGCACUCUUAAGGAUUACAUCAACAAGCAAUUCCAAGAAACUAAAUUAUAUUACAGCAGACAAAACUGCACAAGCGCACAGAAGAGUGCACUUCUUUUUUUUUUUUUUUGGUAAUCAAAAGGGCCAUACGCAAGAUUAAGCAUGUGGAUAUAUUAUAAUAAGUAAAAAAUAAUUAAAUUAAAAAACAAUCCAAGAAAUCUCACAGGAAUGAAAUAUAGACGUAUCUGUCGUCUGUUUGAAUAGCCAUAUUUCCAGUCUGUCCUUUUUAUCACCGGACACACUGAAGAAGGAAAAAUGCCACUGAAUAGAAAAGCCAAUACCAGGGUCGUUUAGU